This is a messenger RNA of Arachis ipaensis, 615 nucleotides long. RefSeq names its product protein OSB2, chloroplastic-like. Gene Ontology annotation, molecular function: single-stranded DNA binding. NCBI's taxonomy places the organism in Eukaryota, Viridiplantae, Streptophyta, Magnoliopsida, Fabales, Fabaceae. The record is from RefSeq and is a predicted model, not a curated record. Gene Ontology annotation, cellular component: mitochondrial nucleoid. Gene Ontology annotation, biological process: positive regulation of helicase activity; mitochondrial DNA replication.
GGACUGAUCUUUUAGAUGACCCAAAGCACUGAUCUUUUAGAUGACCCAAAGCAGUGGACUGAUUACCGUGACAGCAAACGUGAUGGGCAGGUGAAUCCUAGGUUCCCUGACUUCAAACGCAAGGAUGGGAACGGUGCCCUAUGGCUUAACAACGCUCCAAAGUGCGUUUUAUCUAGACUCGAAGAACUGAAAUUUGAUGUUCCAGCUGUAAAAUCAAAACAAGCAAAGGACUUUAAAGGUGAUGAGCCCUGGAAUGAUUUGGUCAAUAACCCUACUAAAUGGUGGGAUAACAGAAUAGAUAAGAGGAAUCCAAAAGCUCCUGACUUUAAGCACAAAGAAACUGGUGAAGUGCUCUGGCUUAAUGAUUCUCCUAGUUGGGUGUUAUCAAAGUUGCCACCCGUGAAGCCAAAAGAAAGCUUAGAAUUUGGUAGGAAGAAACUAGUUUCAUGAGCUUAGAAACAGAAACAGAGGAUGAAGAUUCAUUCAACCUAGUUGUAUGUAAUUAAUUACUUUAUGCUUUUUUAAAGUUCCUGUUAUUCUGCUUCGCGUUGAAUGGUAAUUUUGAUGAGGCAGAUAUAUUUGCUGUUCUUAUUAUGUGCAAAAGCAAUUUUCAUC